Messenger RNA from Aedes aegypti (yellow fever mosquito), 877 nucleotides. RefSeq lists its product as uncharacterized. The record is from RefSeq and is a predicted model, not a curated record. The transcript has 2 exons. Lineage: Eukaryota; Metazoa; Arthropoda; Insecta; Diptera; Culicidae. Bases 119 to 817 code for a protein of 232 amino acids.
GAGGGUGGACAGAAGUUUAAUUUCAAAUUGCCACCCGUUUGAGGUCAGUCGAGUUGAAGCCUUCCUUGGAAGCGGAUUGAAAAUUAGCUAGCUAUUUUCGCUAAAUACUAAACUAGUCAUGAAAUUCUUCUUGUGUUUGCUGCUGGCCAUCGCCGGACAGUCGUUGGCCCAAAGCCAGGAUGAGUUCGUCGAUUAUCUGCUGGAAAUUCAGGCCCAAGCCGAAACCGUCCACCAGCUGAUGGAGGGAACUUUCGAUAACAUGCGUUUCACCAUGAGCGACCAGCUGAUUGAUCUGAACCGUGACUUGAUUGCCCGCAUGAACAGCGCUCUCGAGGAAGUUGAACAGAUCAAGGAAGAUACUGAAGAACUGGUUGAAGGCUCGAGCGCCCAGCAGGCUUGUCUGGAUGUGGCCACCGCCAACUGGGAACUCGAAAUUGAAUGGGUUGGACAGGCUCUGCAGCGUUGCGCCUCUCAGGCUAACUUGGACAUCACUGGAGCUACCGCUGAUGUGCACAGCGCCAUUGAAGAUGCUCAGGUCCAAUCCACCGAACUACAGAACAUCGUCGUCCGAGGAUUCAUCGACUGGAACGCCAUCGACUACACCGAGUCGAUUUCGACUAUUGUGGGUGCUCAGAUCAACGAGAAGUACGAAUACUUCCAGCAGACCACUCAGCCCGCUUUGGAACGUGCCCUCCAGGAAGUCUUCGACCUGAGAACCGAAAUGCUGCCACGCAUCAUGACCUGCGUCGACCGCGGAGUGGAACGCUUCAACAACUACGCUCGCGUCAUUCGUGAUACUCUCCACUUCUGCCAGUAAAGUAUUUCUCUGUCGGUAUAAGGUCGAAGAUUAUGGAAUAAAAAAACUAGUUACGUAAAA